CCGAGGAUUGCCGCCCUCUCCCCGGCAGCUCCCUUGCUGUUCAGUGGGAGGCUGGGGAGCGCCUGGAGGGGGCGAUCUCGGGCGCUCGCUGGGCCACUCCAUGCUCAGGAGACGCCAGCUGUUGAAAUCACCCCGCAGCUUGGGCGGGCGGCUGAGCUCCGGGCUCGCCAGCCGCAGCCCCUCCGCCCGCUUCCCGGGGCCGCUGCGUCCCUGCUGCACCGGGUAAAUCAGGAGUGACUCCACUGCAGAUAAGGGAGUUACGCCAAAAAAUGAAGGCAGAAUUGGGCCCUGAAUCUUUAAAGAAUUCCUCAGAAGAACAUCCUCCAGAGAGCAUCACGAGGAGAAGAACACUUUGUCUUCUACUGUUGGAAUGAGUUGAGCUGGACUCUGUGCUGCAGGAAUAAACAUCAACUGCUCCUGUUUCAAAGACCGUUUUUUCUCUCUCUCAUUUUAGAAACUCAGUAUUCCAAGUGGAACAACUUCAAGAGGAGAGAUUGAAAGAGCCUCACAGCUGAGAGAUGGCAAAUCCCUGUUUAAAUUCUCUCUCCUUCUCACAAGUAGGACCUGACGCAGGGUCUCUUCCAAUGUGAGUAACCACUGGACUAAAAGUUAGGGGUGGGCUCUCCUUCUCCCUCCCCACACCAUUUUGUGUAAGCGUGCCUAUAGAACCUGAUACACCAGGUGAGUUUGAGCACACUUACCAGCUAGGGCCCCACAAGCAAGCUUGGUAGAGGAACGCCUGUCGUCCCCCAGUUCAUGUAUCACUCUGGGGCUUAGGCAUCUGGACACUGAGCAAGGAGUUGCAGUGAGCAUGUGCAGAUGUGGAAACAUAGGUGCCUAGGGAACUUCUAGUGCAACAAUUUAGGUGCCAAGAGAGCUUAGGUACCUACAAAGUCUGGAGGCUGCUGAACAGGGGGGAUUUUGAAUCAUAGUCAGGCCUGAUUUCGGGAUUUAGGCUUGUAACUUGUAUUUCUCAAAAUAUAGCCAAGUGAUCUUGACUGCACUUGUGGUUCGAUAUUUAAAAAGUUCAAGAGACCAAAUAACCAAGCUCCAGACUGGAGCCUCCAGUCACUUAUUGUCUAAAGACAUGCAGUUCACUUUUCACAGGGGUGCUCCCAUACCAUGCACGCGAGACUACAUAGAUACAGUAACCUCUUUACAAGUUAGAGAGCAUUCUGUGUCACCAGAGACUAAAUUUAACCAACCAGCUUUUGGUCUUGUUCUUCUGGCACUAUGGUGUACCUUUCCUUUGCUGUUUUGGGUACUGUAUUCCAAACCAAUUGUCCAUGCGGGUACCGCCAUACUUGUACCAGGACAAUCCACAACUGUAUAUUGCCUUUAACAGGUUUCCUGUUUUCCAGUGCCAAAGCUGACUUUAGCUUUGCAAAGUGUUGUGGGAUACUUGGCAUAGGUGAACAGAAUUACAGGAAGAACCUGAUAUAUGUCAGGUAGCCUAAUUACACAGCAUUCAUAUUUAAUAUCAUGUAGACAGUAUUAGUUGUGUAUAACACUUGUUAAUGUGGUGCGUGUGUGUGCAUAUAUAAUGUGUCUGUGAAUAGAAGCCAGUUAGGGGCGUAAGUCCUUUUGUGAAUCUAGCCCAGUGUGGUAUUGCUAUUAGCAGAAUAGGGUUAUAUGCUGUUUUACACAUGAGUACAUAAACAGGUAAAAGGAACCCAGCUAUGAAGGGCAGGGAAGGCACAAUUGUGGGAUGAGACAGGGAAUAAGAAGAAAAUCUAGGGGAGAGCACUUCCCUCUCCUUUGUAAUCAGGUGUCUUCCAGACAUUUCAGGGGCUUAUUUUUCUUGUUUCCAUUUGUCAUUUAUUUUCUCCCUAAGCACUUCUAUGGUGCUCAGUACCACAGAAUGAGUAUUUGGCCUCUCUAGCAUUUCUGAUCCUACCAACAGUCAGACACUGGAGUAGGCAGGGGAGUUUAGUAGUUGAAUAUUAACUCUCACGAUGCUUUCAGGAAGGAUUUGAAGAUGUACACUAGACCUUCUAUUUGAUAAACAGACACAGUAGAGCUGACCACAGAAACUUUGAAAUAAGACCUGCCAAGUGAAAACCUGAAAAAUCAUUCAAACAUCCAGAAACUUGAGUCAUUUGUUUUCUCUGUCCAGGUCAGAGAUUCACCAAGCAAAUGUACUUGAAGAUGGCAUCAACUCCAAUAAACCCUGAAGUUACUUGCUCUUUGCUAAAUAUUAGCUUUUGUUCAGCCCUCCUGAUAUCUGAAAAAUAUGUCCUCAAAGACAGACCUCUGUUUUAACCAUUGAUCUACCACAGCCAACUGCAAAUAUCUGUCCAUGGCCUUUUUCUGACAGGCAAGAUGAAAUAAUGGCAACAAUCAAAGAGUUAACAGGAAGACUUUUUGGCUCUUCCUUCUCCCACUUCAGGUUUGUCAGUGAUGGCAUGCAACGACACUCCCAUAGACAGUGAUGUUGCUCUCAAUGAGAGUACCCUAUCCAUAGGCUCCAGUUACACAGCUCUGCCUGCCCCACUCAGGAUAUUGUUGGUAAUAAUAAUGGUCUUCAUGAUUGCCGUUGGAUUUUUUGGUAAUGCCAUUGUCUGCCUCAUUGUCUACCAGAAGCCAGCCAUGCGUUCAGCCAUCAACCUGCUGCUAGCAACUUUGGCCUUUUCUGACAUCAUGCUGUCUUUGUUCUGCAUGCCUUUUACCGCAGUUACAAUUAUUACAGUGACCUGGAACUUCGGGGCUCACUUCUGUCGGAUAUCAGCUAUGCUCUAUUGGUUAUUUGUCUUGGAAGGAGUCUCUAUACUCUUGAUCAUUAGCGUGGACCGUUUCUUAAUUAUCGUUCAACGGCAAGACAAGCUGAACCCUUAUCGUGCCAAAGUCAUCAUCGCCAUGUCCUGGGCACUGUCCUUCUGCAUUUCCUUUCCUUCAGUGAUUGGAUGGACAUUUGUGGAAGUACCAGCCCGGGCUCCCCAAUGUGUUCUGGGGUACACUGAAUUUCCUGCUGACAGAGCUUAUGUCGUGAUGCUAGUUGUGGCAAUUUUCUUCAUCCCUUUCAGUAUCAUGCUGUAUUCUUACCUUUGCAUUCUAAAUACCGUGCGGCGCAAUGCCCUUAGGAUCCACAACCAUGCUGACAGCCUUUGCUUGAGCCAGGUGAGCAAACUAGGCCUCAUGGGACUACAGAAACCUCAGCAGAUGAAUGUGGACAUGAGCUUCAAAACCAGAGCCUUCACUACAAUUCUCAUUCUAUUCAUUGGCUUUUCACUCUGCUGGCUUCCACACACUGUGUUCAGCUUGCUCUCUGUGUUUAGCAGACAGUUCUACUACAGCCCUUCUUUCUACAUCACCAGCACCUACAUCCUGUGGCUGAGUUACCUCAAGUCAGUGUUUAACCCUGUCGUCUACUGUUGGAGAAUCAAGAAAUUCCGUGAGGCCUGCAUGGAAUUCAUGCCUAAAACAUUCAAGAUCCUCCCUAAAGUGCCUGGACGAACAAAGAGGAGAAUACAGCCAAGUACAAUAUACAUUUGUAGUGAGACCCAGUCAGCUGUUUAGGAAGAAGCUGUGGGCCAGGGAGGGCAAAGUUAUGAAAGGAUUGGUUAAAGUAGGCAAUAGUUCAUUUCUACUAUUUACUUUCUGCUGUUGUCACAAAUCUUUAAAAGGAUGCUGUGCUCCAUUGUUCUUUGUGUUAAGAUUGUAUUUCUAACUUCCCCCAAGCUUACAAAUAACUCAUUAGUACUGCUUGAAUUAAAACCACUUGGUGCAAUAAUGGUGCAAUACUUGGUGCCAUGUAAAAAUGUCACUUGUGACCAAAAAUAUAGUCUGUCUAAUAACAAUACAGUGGUAACAGCUGAAA
Chrysemys picta bellii (western painted turtle) is the source of this 3817-nucleotide messenger RNA. The record is from RefSeq and is a predicted model, not a curated record. Lineage: Eukaryota; Metazoa; Chordata; Testudines; Emydidae.